UAUCGCAAUCUGAAGCUUAGGUCCAGAGGGGAACGGCAGCUUUAAGUGCUUCAGAGUGAAGGAAAAGACGAGUGGAAAAGAGUCGGCAUGGCCCAGAAAAAUCACCCUCAGUUCUCCAUUCGAGAGUACCGACCUUCAGAUCAGCAUGCCGUCCUGUCGCUGUUUCGUGACGGGAUACUCGAGCACGUCUACCCGGCUUUCUUCAAGGCCAUGAGCCACCCGGACCACGUGGGCGUCGCUCUGAGCAUCUCCAUGGCCGGCUACGUGCUGGGGGGAAGCUCCUACUUCCAGGGCCUGCUGUUCGGCUGCGCCUGGGCCGGCCUGAUUUACUACUGCUGCUACGACAUCUACGAGGGCUACAUGAUGAGGCGGCUCAGCACAGACAUGGCCGACAUUCACGCCGGCUACCUGGAAAGCCCAGAUAACGGCUUCUGGGUGGCGGAGGCAGAGGUCGGCGGCCAGCCCCAGGUGGUGGGGAUGGUGGCGGUGGCGGGGAAGAGUGGGGAGGAAGAGGCCGAGAGGUUCGACGACUGGAACGGCGGCGUGAUCGAGGGGGGCUCCGACUUCGGGGAGGACUCCGGAGACGGGAGUUACGGCGAGGUCUCGCACCUGGUGGUGGCGUUUCCGUGGCGCCGCCGGAGCCUGGGCUCGGAGUUGACGCGCAGGGCCUUGGAUUUCUGCAAAGAGCGAGGCUUCGCGCGGCUCGUGCUGGACGUGAGCUCGCCGCAGACGGCGGCCAUUUCCCUGUACCAGAAGUCUGGCUUCGUUCAAACUGCAACCCACUGUAACACACACACCAACCGCUGGUUCUCCAGACUGGCCAGAAUAAACGUGAACCGAAUGGAGAAGUUACUUUAAACACAAACGGACGUUAGUACCAGAUACAACCCCGCAUCGUACGGCACUAUAUAAAUAUUUCACUCUCCAUCUCAUUCAAUGCCAAAACUCCUGUGUUGUGUGAUAUCCGGUCAUGUCUCCAGUUCCCUAUC
Salarias fasciatus (jewelled blenny) is the source of this 989-nucleotide messenger RNA. RefSeq names its product N-acetyltransferase family 8 member 3. The record is from RefSeq and is a predicted model, not a curated record. Bases 88 to 858 code for a protein of 256 amino acids. Gene Ontology annotation, molecular function: N-acetyltransferase activity. NCBI's taxonomy places the organism in Eukaryota, Metazoa, Chordata, Actinopteri, Blenniiformes, Blenniidae. The transcript is spliced from 2 exons.